Messenger RNA from Megalobrama amblycephala (Wuchang bream), 3587 nucleotides. RefSeq lists its product as uncharacterized. Lineage: Eukaryota; Metazoa; Chordata; Actinopteri; Cypriniformes; Xenocyprididae. The transcript is spliced from 2 exons. The coding region runs from base 197 to 811 and encodes 204 amino acids. The record is from RefSeq and is a predicted model, not a curated record.
CAGUGAAUGAUUAAUUUGCUAAUUGGACUGAUCCGAUUGCAGAUGUUCCGAGUCAACAACUCACUGAUUCCAAGAUCCGUUCAGAACGAGUCUCUAGUUAACUGAAUGCACAAGUCUGACUCAAAAUGAGCCAAGAACCGGGAGAUCCUCGGAGCUUGGGUGAAAGUGCGACUGAUGGAACGAAAAGAAGGUCUCCAUGCAGAGACGAGAGCGCGCCUGCCCGGAGACCGUCUUUAAGGGUCGUUCAAGGAGUGUGUGUAGUGGGUACUCCUCAUCAAAGGUUCCCCCUUCACCAUCAGUGAGAGUGAGGAGGAAAACUGCAUGCAUCACCUUAGUGACGGAGAAGCCUGAGCCCACCACAAUACCAGUGCCAGUGACAAAAGAGACUGAGCCAAGGAUCGCCCUGGAGCCCGAGCCCAAAGAAAAGUCUGACCAGGUGCAUGAUCCAGCCACAACAUCAGUCCCUGAAGGAAUUCUGCUAGAGUUUGAGGGGAUGAAGUGGAGCCCAACCCCCUCAAUAACGGCUGACGAGCUGCUUAUUGACUGGGAGAGUGAAUGCAUCCUGCCCAUUUCUGUUCCCAGCCCUGAAUUGUUAGAAUUUGAAUUCCAGCCCUGCCUCCCACCUCCUCUGCUUGUUUUAAGCCUGCCUGUUCUGUGUCAGCCUAGAGAGCUAUUCCUGAAUUUUAUGUCCGUUUCAUCUGAACCUGUUAAGCCUGUCUUGUUCACCAUUAUUUGCAUUGCCCAGUCCUCCAGCCUCGCAUGCACUGCCUCUCCUCAGCACUUCGGCUCAUGUCGAUUCACCUCGGUCUGAGUAUUUGCCAGCCCGUCCAUGGAUGGUCGACCUAGUAGCUCCACUUACUGUGCGUUCACACCACAGCCGGCAAGAGCGUCAAAAUUCACCCUGGCUGCCCUGCCAACAACGCUGUACUGUGUGUUCAAACCGCAGCCGGCGGGAGGGUCAAGGUAAAUGACAAGUUCGGGCAACUAAUCGGAAUCCUAUCAAGCGAGGACCUCUACAUUCCGAUUGGUUGCCGUUGAACCGCGUCAUAGCUCAUUACCAUAAAGUUGACAUGACUUCAACUCUCCUCGACGCUCUCACCGUCCAAGAUGCACCGCUCUCGCCGACGGCGGUGUGAACGCACGGUUAGGACCUCUUAGGCCUGUCGAACAGUCGGCUCCACCGUGGCUCCUCCCUUCCUCGGGUCCACCUGGUACCAUCGUCCUCUCGGCUCCACCGGGCUUUCUCGUCCCUCAGGCUCCACCAUGGUCAGUCGUUGCUCUGCCUGCGCCAUGGACUUCAGUGUUUCCCACAGGAUUUUGUGAAACUGUGGUGGGUGGACAUCGGUCAAACUUUUGCCACACUUGCUAAAAACCAAUCCACCUUCUUGUGUCAGAAAAAAAUGAGUUUGCUCAAGCUAAUCUUGAAUUUACCUGGGUACCUUUUUACUGAUUGAGAUUAGACCCUGCACUUAACUUUAUUUCACCCAACUGUGAUAUAUAUAUAUAUAUAUAUAUAUAUAUAUAUAUAUAUAUAUAUAUAUAAUCUUAAACACAUUUGACAUACAAUAUAUAGAUAUAACACAUUUGAAUAAAUAAUUAUCAAAAGAUAUAUAGAUAUUUGGUUGUUUUAGACAUUUUUUUUAUUAUUGCAUGUCAAAAUGCAGGACGUCAACUUCCUUGAAGUAUUUCGUAGCAUCUAAAAAAAAGCUGUAAGAGAAUCUGAAUGUGUUUGGGACAUUUUUUUCUUGUUAAUUCAAGUAUUGCAGAACAUGAAAAGCUAUCAGUGAUUUUUAUUGCACAUAUUUAUACAGUCCUGCAGUAUGUUUUACAUGGUAUUUUAGUCCCUGUGAUCACAUGACUUGUCAGAUUUGGUCUAGCAUCAAGGGUCUAAAGCAAACAAUGAUGCAAUCAGUGUUUAUUUUUUGCUCGUUCACAUAUACACACGCACAUACACACAAACACACACACAGUCUUAGGAAGUGAAUGAAACAGGAAUAAAGAGAAAUGGAUGGAGAGAGAGAAGGGAAGGAGGGGUGAAUCUGUCCUUCUCUUCUGUUCCCUAGUUUGGUCACUCAGAGCUCUACAUCAGGGGUCAUUUGCUGUGGCUCAGAGAUUGUGAUACAGACUGGGCUAGACAUCACACGCAUACGCAUAUAGUCAUACAACCUGUUUUCUUAGUAUUGACAAAUGACUUACUGUUCCAAAAAGGAAGGAGAGAGUGAUAUGUGUUGCUGGGAAGACUUUGAGAGAUAAAGAGAGAGAGAGAGAGAGAGAGGGAGAGCAAUCGGUCAUGGCCAUUAAUAUAAAUGGGUCCUCCUACAUGUGGUCAUGGUGCAGAGUCUGUUUUAAACUCCUUGCUGCGUGUCGUCAAGAGCAGCUGUCCGUCACGCUGAAGCUCUCAACCCCUUUCCCUGUGGCAUUGCAUCAUUCCCUCUGUAUCCCAAAAAAAACCCCACACCAAUGCGAGUAAAGUUUCACGGCGCGCUUCGGCCGGGGCAGACAUUAGAUGGGCAACAGCAUGUCCAUGACUCCAGAAUACAUUCAGAUAACAAGUCUUUUAAAUGCGUGUAAAAUGAGAGGUUAAUGGUCUCAGACCUCCUGACCUCCAGCAGGGAAUAGUUAAGCAUGUACUCAUGACAGCAGUGUGGAGCUUGAUCCAACUUUGUCUCAAGUGUCCGUGUCUCUCAUUCCCCCCGUAAAUGUGCUCCAUAAUUGUGCGAGUAUAUUUUAACGGUUGUGUUAGUACAAAUCAUUACAAUGCAUCUGCGUGAAGUUCUGCAAAUUAUUUCUUUAGUUAUAGUACUGAUCAGACCGUAUGUAACAGUAUAUAUGGGAACUGUAUGUUUACUUUUAAUAUUAUAUUAAUAAUAAUAAUUAUAUUUUUAUAUAAUAUUUUAAUUUUAUUAGGUGAUUGGUAUAUUUAUAUAUUUUUUGAUUUUAUUAAAAAUGAAGGAAAAAUGACAGCUAGGAACAGUUGGUCUGAAACUGAUUAUAUUAGAGUUUAUUGGUCAAUUGAAGCUGACAUAGAGUUCUGGCACACAUCUCCUCUGUCGACCCCGAGCAAACACUUCAGAGACAUUCCUCUCUGUUUAACACUGCUGGAUGAAAUUCUGCAAAUAUUCCACACGAUUCUCUUAACGUUCUAGAAUGUCUGUCAGAAAACUCCUGGCACUCAAGAUCCAAAGUGCACAUAUUAAUAUCAGAGAAUAUAUGACAGAGUUUACAAAGCAGGACCUAGAGGAGGUUCCUUCUUGAAUAAAGCAUUAACAGCUUUGAUUUGGAAUAUUAAUUUAAACUAGAGGAACAGAGACACAUUUAUAGGUGUGUGUUUGACUGACCUCGUGUUUGUUUAAGUGAAGGUGAUAAUGUGAGCUAGAUUUGAGAGGAAUCUCUUUACUCAAGUGCUGGUAUGGAUUGGCUGUCCAGUCUAUACCUCACACCAAUGUGCCACCCUGAGAAUCAGCCAAAUACUUUCAAUCUUUUUCAGUGCAACAAGUUAUCUGUAGUUUACUACAUGAUGUUUUAUAGUUAAGGAGAUGAAAUUUGAAAGCUUUUCAUUUUCUUUUUUUCUUCCUUUAGCAUUUUGG